CUGUGCGGAGAAGUCUCAACCUCACGUAGUAGCUUGCUUUCAGUUCAGUAUUCGGUUCCGUGCGUGUAUUGUCCAUUCACAGGCAGAGAGGAGGGAGAUCAUUUGAUCGCGCUUGUUUCGGUUGGCUUGCGUCCGUCCGGGGGUGAUUCAUGAGACAAUUCUGUCAAUAUUCAGGACCGAUUGUAGAAAAUAAUAUGUAGUCUAGUUCUUAAGCGGCAGCAGCAAUAAUUCGUCGAGUGACGUUCAUAAUUGGUGCUAAUUGAUCUGAUUGGUUUAGUUUGGCGCGGUAGAAGUCAAACACGGAGAAGAGUACUGCGCGAUCGGUCGAAGGAAAAGAUUUUUACCGACGGCAAGUGAGGAUUUUGCGAGUAUCGCGUGUGAUCGGGUUCAAAAGUCGAGGGUUCGACCCGUGCGCGCAAGCCUGCUUUGGUUUUGCCAAGUGAGUGAUUGAAGGAUUGCGAAUGUUUCGGUCCUUUUUUACUUAACAGUGUCAGGAGUAGAUCGUUUAAAUACGAGAGUGAAGAAAAGAUUGAAGCAAAUAAAUUGUGUAAAUCGGUAAUGAAAGUCAUUGCGUGUGGAACGAAGGGCUUGUGACCUUACUUGAGUAUACGGUGUUUACGGGAAAGAAGAGGAAAGGAAGAGCUGAACGGAAAAAAAAACCUGACGGCAGAAGAACGAAGAGGAUUUCUUUUCCUAGAAAUGAAUGGAUAUAUUACCUGAUCGUGUACCGUCCGUGCCGUUCCCUUGAGAUAUUUACGACCGGGCCCGGCAGGAGCACUGUAAGGACGAGAGAAAACCAGUGAAGAUGGAUAAGUGAAAACGUGAAUCGGAAUUUCAGUGCUUAAGUUUGAAUUUAGUGUGUUCUACGACGAGCAAAACGAUGCCGGAGAAAGAAACAUUUCACGAGCACAUGCAGGUGCAUCCGUUUCACCAUCCGGGCCAUCCGUUGGCCGCAGCGGCCCAUCAUCACCCGGGGUUGGCCGCAGCAGCGGCAUCCCACGGUCUGGCAGCAGCCGCGGCUGCAGCAAAUGGGGCCAACCCGGGCGGUGGCUAUGGCCCUCUGCAGAUUCCGUCGGCCUUUGUGGCAUUCCACUCGCAGCUUCCUUCGAUGGAUCAGCGGGCGGUGGCAAUGGCCCAUGAUGGCCGCUAUGGGCUGUGGGAUCCCACUGGGCCCCCUUCCUAUCAUCACUCGACGGCAUCUCACGGACUGGCCAACAAUGCAAAUUUCGCCGAGUUGCAAUUUUUAAGCGCCCGCCGAGCGGCCGUCGCUGCAGCAGUGGCCAACGCGGAGGCAGCCGCCGCCGCCGCCGGUAGUACAGUAUUACCUCCACAUCCACCACCGGCCCCGACCACGGUGUCACCCCCGGCCACGUCCGGUGCUUCAACGACGGCAGAGGAACGGAGUAGUAGCAGCGGCGGCUGUGGCGGAACGACGACGGCAGGAGGAGCCAGCCCGGGACUGCCCACUGCCAAUGGUGGUGGCAGCAGUCCACCCAGUGGCGGUCAGUCUGCUGGACAGACGACGCUUCCCUCGGUGCCGGUGCACCAUCCAGGAGACUUCCACCCGGCCUACAGGAUACCCGGCUACAUGGAACAUCUCUACUCGCUACAGCACGCGUCGGCGUCGCUGCAUGGCCUCGGUCUCACCUCGGAGUACUUCAACGCACGAAACGCCAUCGCCGACCUGCACCCGGCCAGUUCGCUGGCCAGCGCCGACUUCCACUUCAGCAUCGAUGCCGCCAACCGGCUCAACUCGCCCCGGCCGGGCAGCAUACGGGCCAGCGUGAGCCGCAAGCGUGCCCUCUCCACGUCGCCAUACUCGGACUCGUUCGACAUCAGCUCGAUGAUCCGCUAUUCGCCCAAUUCGCUGGCAUCGCUGGUGAAUGCCUCGCGCAGCAGCAGUGCCAGCGGAUCGUACGGUCACCUGUCGGCGAGUGCCCUCGCACCGGCACUCGGCGUCCACGGUGGAAUGCCACCGCAUCUGCAGCAUCUGCUUCGGAGUAGUGGGUUCCUGCAUACGCUUCCCGGUCAUCAUCCUCCUACGGCCAGUAUGUUCUCGCUGCCACCGCAUCACCCACUGCAUCCGGGACAUUCGCUCAGUAAACCGCAGCAAAUCGCCGAUCUCUCGAGUAAGAAGCCGGAACAGCCGAGCUCGACGAAUCAGGUGGCCCGCGUCGAGGCGGACAGCGCGACUAAUGCCCAGCAGAAGAAAUCCCGCAUCAAGCGGGAACCGUCCCAGAACGUUCCGAUGCACAAGGGGAGUCCUCCGCACGGUUCCCCGAUGAUUACCUCCAACCAUCAGUUGAGUCCGACGUCGACGCAGGGCAUGACCAACGGUACCAACAGCAUUUCAACUGGUGCGACCUCGACGACCCACCACCACCAUCAUCACCACCACCACAUGAAUGGAGGAACCGGGACGACGGGAGGAUCGCACUCCGGACUCAAUCUGAGUCCGAUGCACACGAUGAUGGACGGUGGCUGCGGGCUGGGCGGUUCCAAGGUGGACUCAACCGAUCCAAAGGAUGAACCGGGAGAUUUCAUUGAAACCAACUGCCACUGGAGGGACUGCUCGCUGGAGUUCAACACCCAGGACGAACUGGUGAAGCACAUCAACAACGACCACAUCCACGCGAAUAAGAAAUCGUUCGUGUGCCGAUGGGAGGAAUGCUCCCGGGACGAGAAACCAUUCAAGGCGCAGUACAUGCUGGUGGUUCACAUGCGAAGGCACACGGGGGAAAAGCCCCACAAGUGCACGUUUGAAGGCUGCUGCAAGGCGUACUCCCGGCUGGAGAAUCUGAAGACGCAUCUGAGGUCGCACACGGGCGAGAAACCGUACACGUGCGAGUAUCCGGGCUGCAGCAAGGCGUUCAGCAACGCUUCCGACCGGGCCAAGCAUCAGAACCGGACCCACAGCAAUGAGAAACCCUACGUCUGCAAAGCCCCGGGUUGCACCAAGCGCUACACGGAUCCCAGCUCGCUGCGGAAGCACGUCAAGACGGUUCACGGGGCGGAGUUCUACGCCAACAAGAAGCACAAGGGCAACGGGCAUCAUCACCACCAUCACCACGGCGGCAGCGGAGGCAGCGGCCACGGAGGCCACGGCAGCGGUGGGGACGGCGGAGACGACGGCGAAGGAUCCAAUCACAUGUUCGACGGCAGUCCCCGGAGCGAAGACAUGCAGAGCGGCAAGACGACGAGCAUGAGCAGCCCGAGCAUCAAGUCGGAAUCGGAUGCCCACUCGCCGGGACAACCGCCGAUCAACAGUCCGAUGUCGAUUUCGGCCCUCACCGCUGGGUUGGUCGAUGACUACGACGGGAGCAGUAUGCAGCUGGGAAGUCUCGGAGCGAUCGACGAUCCCGCGUGGCCCUACGUCGAUGAGGAUCUUGAGGUCGCCGACUUGCCGUACGUCCUGCGGGAAAUGGUUGACCUGGGAGGUCCCACUGCGGCAACUGCCACGGCUGGAACCCGCGGCAGUGGCCCGAGGAAUCGCUUCAAAAACCGCAUCAACAUCAAGGGAUCUCUGAUGAGCAACCCACUGUCCAACAUCCCGGAGAUCAACAACCACCGGAACUUUGGUCUGAUUGAACUGAACCGACGGAUCACCGAUCUCAAGAUGGAACCGGGAACGACUCCACCUCCGCAACCAUCACCGAUCUCCAAGAACUGUCAGACUGAUCUGGGCAGCCUGCGGCCCCCGACGGGCCCGGUCUGUACCAACACGAUGAUGACCAACGCGUACCUCAAUCCGGGUCAACUGCGACGGGACAGCAACAACAGUACAACCAGCAGUUCGUACUACAGCAUGCGAUCGGCGGACAUUAGCCGGCGAAGCAGUCAAGCCUCGCAGCAGAGCUCGAUCUCGACCAUGCGCCCCACCAGUUACUACAACUCGUCCUUCUACGAUCCGAUCUCACCGGGCAGCUCGCGAAGGUCCAGUUCGAUGUCGACCGCUACAAAUGGUGGCCAAAGUUUGCCACCACCUCCGUCCUCGCAUUUGAUCUCAACGCAUCUGCAGCGCUUCAACACCACCCAGAACUCUAUGGGUAGCCAUCAUCCUGCGGCUGGAAGCUCACGGCAUUCGAUUCCGAACAACAUGAGCGGCGGAAGCUACUACCAUCAGCAGCAGAUGCUGGGCCAGACGGACAGGAGAAUGUCCGAGCCAGUUACCGGAAACCAACACGCCGGUCACUACGGCACGGGUCCAGGAUUUGUUGGACGCCCAAGUUCUACGGUUCCGAAAAGCAGUACAAUCACGUCCGGAGCAGCAGCGGCAACCGCUGGUGCUCCCGCCAAGAUCCCCUCACCAGCUACCAACAAACUUCACCCGAAUCAGGAAGUGGUCCUGGAUGAGGUCGAAGAAGGUGAAAUGGUCGAAAACAAGCUGGUCAUUCCGGAUGAGAUGUUGCAGUACUUGAACCAGGUUGCCGACCAGGAAAGCAAGGUCACUGUUCAACAAGGAAUGUCCACACCGAACUCGGCAACUGCUCCAACGGAAGGUUCCGGGUGGAACCCAACCGAAAACUCCCCUCCGAGAUACUCCGGGAUGCAACCUCGCCAGCAGCAGCCACCUGCCAGUUUUAACCAGCCGCAGUCGAAACUGAACAAGGUCCUGAUGAGUCCUCAGUCCCAGUACAGCAACGAUGACUGCAGCAUGAUGAGCAACGUGAUGUCUCCCCAGACUCCGCAGCACCAGAUGAUGUCCCCGAUGAUGCCGGCCGAGAGUGCCGUAGGUCCUCUGACCCCAUCCAACUACGGACCUCAACCGCAACCGCAGCAACCGAACACCCCUCCCGUACAGUGCCAAAUGCAGAACUUCAACAACAACAACAACGGUCAAAACUUCAACAACAACAACAGCAACUUCCCUCUGAAUCAACCGCCGCAACUCCGACAAAUCGCCUGCUCGAACCUGAUCGGUUACUUCCACCGAACGGACCAGAGCGCACACCACUGCUGCCUAGCGAUGAUGAUGCAGGGAUCGCUGCACAUCAACCAACCGUCCGGAUCAUCGACCGCACAAGCCAGCACCAACUCCCAACAGUACAAAAACCCCUUCAGCUUCAACUCCAACACCUUCCCGGCCCCAUGCCAACAAACGCAACCAGCUCCCACCCAGCAAACCUCCCCCAAUCCCGUCGACGUGGAGAUCCAGUGCGGCGACAUCAGCCAAUCCCAACUUUCCCCUCCCGUUAACAAUCCUGCCAACCCAUCACCCUCCACCCCUAGCCAACCCCAAUCCCAAGCCCCUCCGAAACCCAUGGAAAGCAGCCUGCAAACUCCUCCCCUCCCGUCAACCCCCACGGGUUUCGGUGAACCUCCAGCUCCUACCGCUACCGUCGCUACACCCACGGUAGCUUCUCCUCCUGCAGCAGCCGCAGCUGCUACUGCGGCAGCGGCUCCCGGAACCAUGGGUUCGGACACCUACCAGCGCACCCUGGAGUACGUGCAAAACUGCCAAAAUUGGGUGGAAUCCGCGGCGGACAUGGUCAGCAGCAGCACCCACCCUACGGGAACGACCGGUGCCACGGCAACAGCAGCAACGACGACAGCGCCGCCACCUCCUCCUCCAACGGCAGCAGCCGCAGCUGCUGCUGCAUCCUCGAAUCUGGUGAUCAACGACAUGAGCACCUCCCUCAGCUCGUACUUCGAGGAGGAUCGCUACCUGCAGAUGAUACAGUGAAUGCUCGUUUCUUUUUUUUUUUUUAGAUAAAUUUUGUUUCGUUCUUCCAAACUCAUUGAUUGAGACUUACUAGUUUUGUUUUCGAAUUAGGUUAGGUUAGGCUUUCAUUUUUUUUUUACUCUUCUCAGUGAUCGCAAGCCGUAGUUUAUGUAGAAGUAGUGUGAAACGGACGUGAAGAUUUCAUUCGGUGUGUAGAAAAUUUUUCGACGAUUAUCUCUUCUAUAGGCCUACUAGGUGAUAAGGAAGCGCAUUUUGUAGCCAUGUAAGAUUUUUUGUUUGUUUGUUUCGAGACGAUGAGAACAAAGACGAUAGAUUUCCUGUAAUUUGAGUUUAUGUGCAUUUUUUUUAGAGGGUGACGCAGCGACAUUUUUCGCUAGACAUUAGGCAUGUGUGUCAUUUACUUAAGCGACGGUAAGUGACUGUAAUUAUAUAGAUGAAUUAUUACGAUGAGCGGAAUGUGACGCGAAGAAAAGUGAAUAUUUUCGUUAUUGAAAACAAUUCGAACUGGAUGACAUGAGCGUGCAUGGACCCAUACGAUUGAGGAGCAAGAGAGUCUUAGAAAUUAGCGAUAUAAAGAGACAGCGAAGUAGACUUAUUUUUUGUAAAGAAUUUCGUUUCGUAUGUUUUUUUUUCUGUUCUCGUGGUCCUAUUUUGUAAAUAACUGUCCCGAUUAGUGCAGUUAAGAGAGAUUCAAGACAAUUGAUGAAUAAAUUAAUGGUUAUGUCCUAAUAAAAAGUA
Ochlerotatus camptorhynchus is the source of this 6421-nucleotide messenger RNA. Its product is annotated as transcriptional activator cubitus interruptus-like. Gene Ontology annotation, biological process: regulation of transcription by RNA polymerase II. The coding region runs from base 881 to 5683 and encodes 1600 amino acids. The transcript is spliced from 7 exons. Gene Ontology annotation, molecular function: RNA polymerase II cis-regulatory region sequence-specific DNA binding; DNA-binding transcription factor activity, RNA polymerase II-specific. Lineage: Eukaryota; Metazoa; Arthropoda; Insecta; Diptera; Culicidae. Gene Ontology annotation, cellular component: nucleus. The record is from RefSeq and is a predicted model, not a curated record.